Molecule: messenger RNA, 1781 nt
Organism: Maylandia zebra (zebra mbuna)
Lineage: Eukaryota; Metazoa; Chordata; Actinopteri; Cichliformes; Cichlidae
Gene: snupn
Product: snurportin 1
Biological process (GO): snRNA import into nucleus; protein import into nucleus
Cellular component (GO): cytoplasm; nucleus
Molecular function (GO): nuclear import signal receptor activity; protein binding
Source: RefSeq, a predicted model, not a curated record
AAACUCCGGGUUAGGUUGAGCUUUUUUGUCGGCCAACUGAAAAACGCCACCCGGCAAAAAUGAUGACAGCGUGACGUUUCGGCAGCACCCUCCCUGAAUGUCCAAGUGCCCUCAUGGAUGACCUGACCCAAGCCCUCUCGGCCAGCUUUGCUGUGUCCAAGGAGCCCAACAGUACAGCCUGCCCCCACCCUCGGCUGGCCCAGUACAAAAGCAAGUACAGUGUGCUGGAGCAGAGUGAGCGACGGCAGCGUUUUCUUGAUUGGCAAAAAAGUAAAAGGUUAAACUAUGUCAACCAUGCACGGCGUCUGGCUGAUGGGGAUUGGACGGGGGCAGACAGUGAUGGGGAGGAAGAAAUGGAGAAACAGGAGGAGGGGGAACGAGCACAAGAUGGCAACACAGAAGAGGAGGAGAUGGAGAUCGAGAGGAGGAAGCUGCCAAAACAUUAUGCAAACCAGCUCAUGCUAUCAGAGUGGCUAGUGGAUAUACCAUCAGAGCUGGACACUGAUUGGCUGAUGGUGGUCUCUCCUGUGGGCAAAAGAUCUCUGAUUGUUGCCUCUAAGGGUUCCACUGCAGCGUACACCAAAAGUGGCUAUUGUGUGAACCGUUUCCCCUCCCUGCUGCCUGGUGGGAACAGACACAACUCUGCUAUGGGAAAAGACUACACAAUCUUGGACUGCAUUUACAGCGAGGUGGACAGAACUUACUACAUUCUGGACGUCAUGUGCUGGAGAGGCCACCCGGUCUACGACUGCCCAACCGAGUUCCGUUUCUUUUGGCUCCAGUCCAAAGUCCAGGAGACCGACAGCCUAUCAGAGAUCACCAAACGCAACCCUUUCCGGUUUGUGGGGCUCCAGAGCACAGACUGCACAGCAGAAUCAAUAAAGGCAGCCCUGGCAGCAGAGUACAGCUUCAGUGUGGAUGGUCUCCUCUUCUACCAUCGGCAGACCCACUACACCCCUGGCAGCACCCCUCUGGUCGGCUGGCUUCGCCCUUACAUGGUCACUGACAUCCUGGGUAUAGAAGUUCCUGCAGGACCUCUCACCAAGAAGCCAGAAUAUGCCAGCCAUCAGCUACAGCAGAUCCUGGAACAUAAGAAAACAUCAAGUGAAGUCCGCCCGGUCAACAGAAGCGGAGGGUAUGAGUUAGAGUACCUGUCCACUCCAAACCAGGGCAGUGAGGACACUCUGAACUCUUUGAAACAGACGCCAAUACGAGAAGCAUAUAUGGAGAUCUGAGUGGGAGGCUUAACGAGAUGCAAAUUCUAAAUGGUGGUGAAAGCCCAUAUAUGGUUCUUUAGAAUUUCUUCUGAAUGGUUCUGCAGAUCUGACCAAUUGCAAAGCUUGAAAAGACUUUCCUCACACAGUAUUUCACCACAUGCAUAUUCCUAACAUCAUACGUCUGCAGCUGCAGUUAGAAUAGAAUGAGAAACGUGUUGGCAUAAAUGGCCAAAGUGCAGCACAGUGAAGGUUGUGAUCUACCCUUUUUUUCACUUGAGCAGGGUCUUGCAAAAGAAGCAUCUCAUCAUUACUGUUGUCAGUUUAUGCAGGUUUAUUGCAGAAAUUUUUUGGAGCAGUUUGCUCAUUAGCUGAGCAAACGCUACAGAGUCUGCAGAAUGAACACUCAGCAAUUUGGAAGGCGCGGUAAUGCUGACUGGUCACAUCCUGUUAGUUAGUGCUUAUCAGCAACAGGGACAUGGGUUUUUACGAUGUAAUGUUGAAUUUGAAAUUGCUUAGGAAAUGUUUUAAACUGUGUGUAUUCUAAAUAAAUGUUUUUUUAUUGGC